AUGACUUCUUCUCAUGAACAAGAUCCAGAGAUCCUCCCUGACGCCGAAGAAGAAUCACCCAAUCUCCUCGACGAUUCUCCUGUUAUCCUGGAACAGGAUCCUAUUGAUCAAACCCUACCAAUAUUCAAUGACGCAGCUUUUAAAAUCUCUGCUAUGUGGCGACGAUGA
Messenger RNA from Eruca vesicaria subsp. sativa (arugula), 168 nucleotides. The record is from the annotation of a GenBank genome assembly. NCBI's taxonomy places the organism in Eukaryota, Viridiplantae, Streptophyta, Magnoliopsida, Brassicales, Brassicaceae.